AAUGAGAGAGAGAGAGACAGAGCACUAUUAUAUUAUUUGUUCUGAAACAACAAUAGUUUCCCUCAUCCACAGUAUUUGAGGCCUCCCAGCACCAUCAUCCCUUCACAUCCUCCCUGGCAAGCUCAGCUUUAAGGUACGGCAAUGUUCUUGAUGUCACUGGUUAUCUCUGUUCUAUUCUGCAUUUGAGAAUUUAGGACUUUCAUAUUUGGUCUUGACAUCACCCUAACGUGCGAAGAAUGAACCGUGCGGAGGGUCUGAGGGCUAACACGUCUCAGUUCACUCUGGAGGGAGUACCCUUCCGCAUCCUGGGGGGCUCCAUUAAUUACUUCCGUGUCCCCAGAGCCUAUUGGGAGGACCGGCUGCUCAAGAUGAAGGCCUGUGGCCUCAAUACUCUCACAACAUAUGUGCCAUGGAAUCUGCAUGAGCCUGAGAGAGGAACAUUCAACUUCCAGGAUCAGUUGGACCUCAUGGCCUAUGUAAGUUUAGCAGCAGAGAUGGGUCUGUGGGUGAUCCUACGUCCUGGACCUUAUAUCUGCGCGGAAUGGGACUUGGGCGGGUUGCCUAGCUGGUUGUUACAAGAUAAAGGCAUGCAGUUAAGGACAACUUAUCCUGGAUUUGUAAAUGCUGUCAACAACUACUUUGACAAGCUUGUCUCUGUUAUCAAACCAAUGAUGUUUGAAGAGGGAGGCCCAAUCAUUGCAGUUCAAGUUGAGAAUGAGUAUGGAUCAUAUGCCAAAGAUGAGAAAUACAUGCCCUUUAUACAGAACUGUCUCCAGUCCAGAGGGAUCAAGGAGCUCCUACUGACUUCAGACAACUGGGAGGGCCUGAGAUAUGGAGGCAUGGAGGGAGUCCUAAAAACAAUAAAUCUUCAGAGACUGUCGUUUGGAGCUAUCCAGCACUUAGCUGACAUGCAGCCCCGGAAACCUCUUAUGGUGAUGGAGUAUUGGUCUGGCUGGUUUGAUGUCUGGGGAGAACAUCACCAUGUGUUUCAUCAUGAGGAUAUGCUAGCUGUUGUGUCAGAGAUCCUGGAGAGAGGUGUCUCCAUUAAUCUGUACAUGUUCCAUGGGGGAACCAGCUUUGGCUUCAUGAAUGGAGCGAUGGACUUUGGCACCUACAAACCUCAGGUCACCAGUUAUGAUUACGACGCUCCGCUAUCUGAGGCUGGAGAUUACACCCCAAAAUAUCAACUCUUGAGGAAUUUAUUCAGCCAGUACCACUCUGGGCCUCUUCCUGAAGUGCCCUCUCCUCAGGAGAGGAGAGCAUACGGCCCUGUUGCUAUCCAGCAGCACCUGUCACUGUGGGACAGCCUGCACUUCACUGACAAGCCAUACAGGUCAGAGAAGCCGGUGAACAUGGAGAAUCUCCCUGUCAACAGUAAAGUUGGUCAGUCCUAUGGUUACACACUGUAUGAAACCACCAUCACCAGUGGAGGAAACCUCACCUCCAGAAACAGCAUCAGAGAUAGAGCACUGGUAUUUGUAGACAGACAAUGUAUUGGUAGUUUGGACUACAAGACUCAUGAGCUGGCAAUCCGUGAUGUACAGGGAGAGAAGACCUUGAGCUUCCUUGUGGAGAACUGUGGAAGAGUGAAUUAUGGUAAAGCUCUGGACGAUCAGCGCAAAGGCAUUGUGGGUGAUAUUCUGUUGAAUCACACCCCUCUAAGAGGAUUUACCAUCUUCUGUUUAGACAUGAAGCCUGGCUUUAUGAAAAGAUUAAUGAGUUCAGGUCAAUGGAAGUCUGACUUCAAGUCGCCCUCCAUUCCAGGAUUUUUCCAGGCCAGACUGUAUGUGAAUGGUCCUCCCAGAGACACCUUCAUCACACUGCCUGGUUGGGGUAAAGGAGCCGUGUUUGUCAAUGGGCAGAACCUUGGACGUCACUGGUUCAUUGGACCCCAGCAUUUCCUUUAUCUCCCAGGACCUUGGCUCAGAAGUGGAGAAAAUCAGAUAGUUGUUUUUGAGGAACAAAAAGCAGAUGACAAAAUACUUUUUGCUGAAAAUCCUGAUCAUGGAAGGACCAUUGAUGUUUACAAACUCCCCUUUUGCACACUGCUGUAAAAAUAAUGUACAGCAACAAUACACUUGCAUGUAUAAUAUAAGGAAACCGUAUGAUUUAAAGGUAUUCAUUUACCAACCAUAAUGUGUUUAAUUAGUUUUUUCCAAAUGUUUUUUUUCAAAUGUUACAUCUCAACAUUGAAUCCGCUGCCUUAAAUUCAACUAUGCAACAUCGUCUGAUUUGUCUCAUUUUCUCAUUUCACUAUGAACUUUGCUCUGAUAAGAAAUAACGAUGUUUGACCCUUGACCCCUGACAGCGUGACACGCCCUCACAAGCUUCUCAUUGGACCAGAGACUUGUACUUCUUGUACACACUGUUAUAGCGACGAGCUCUUAUUCACAAAAAAACACAGAUCUACAGACAGCCAAAUCAAUUUCACCAGAAACAAAGCCCAGUAACCGGAACAGAUGUCCUCCGUUACGUCACAAUAAAGGGUAAACAUUUGUAUACAG
This is a messenger RNA of Etheostoma cragini (Arkansas darter), 2504 nucleotides long. It is a transcript of the gene glb1l2, whose product is annotated as galactosidase beta 1 like 2. The transcript is spliced from 19 exons. Gene Ontology annotation, biological process: carbohydrate metabolic process. NCBI's taxonomy places the organism in Eukaryota, Metazoa, Chordata, Actinopteri, Perciformes, Percidae. Gene Ontology annotation, cellular component: vacuole. Gene Ontology annotation, molecular function: beta-galactosidase activity. Bases 237 to 2054 code for a protein of 605 amino acids. The record is from RefSeq and is a predicted model, not a curated record.